GAAAGAAAUGUCGUUGGAGUGAGUAACUACUAAUCAGAUCAGGUCCAUGGCGGCUACAACGAGCUCCGGCGACGAGCCACCGGGAACGGAAACGCCGGCGCAAUUGAUUCCGUCACUAUCAGAUGACGUUGCUCUGAAUUGUCUUGCCCGAAUCUCUAGAUGUCAACAUCCGAUCCUCUCCCUCGUCUCCAAGGCUUUCCAGUCACUCCCCAAAUCGCCUUUGCUCUACGCCACACGAUCUCUCGUCGGCGCCACCGAAAACAUCCUCUAUGUCGCAAUCCGCUUACCUCCUGAAUCUGGUGCGUGUUGGUUCACUCUCCUCCAUAAACCCAAUCGAAAUCGAACCGUAUCGAGCUCAACGAAUUCGAGUCUCCUCGUUCCCAUCGCGUCUUGUCCAUCACCGUCUCUUGUCGGGUCUGCUUACGCCGUGGUGGAUUCGGAGAUUUACGUAAUCGGUGGAUCCAUCAGAGACGUGCCUUCCUCGAGCGUGUGGGUUCUCGAUUGCCGGCUUCAUACUUGGCGACGAGUCUCUAACAUGAGGGUCGGUCGCGAAUUCGCAGCAGCUGGUGUAAUCGACGGGAAGAUUUAUGUGAUCGGAGGAUGUGUGGUUGAUAAUUGGGCUCGUUCGAUUAACUGGGCAGAGAUGUUCGACAUAAAGACUCAAACUUGGGAGCCAGUGGCUAGCCCAGGGAUGGAGGUGCGUGAGAAAUGGAUGCACGCAAGUGCGGUGAUGGAAGGGAAAGUCUACGCAAUGGCUGAUCGGAACGGUGUCGUUUACGAGCCCAAGGAAAGGAAAUGGGAUAUGCCAGAGAAGAGGCUUGAUUUGGGAUGGAGAGGAAGAGCAUGUGUGAUUGAGAACAUACUGUAUUGCUAUGAUUACUUGGGGAAGAUUAGAGGGUAUGAUCCGAAAGAUAGGAUUUGGAGAGAGCUCAGAGGUGUGGAAACACUUCCAAAGUUUCUCUGUGGUGCUACGAUGGCGAAUCGUGGUGGAAAGCUUGCGGUUUUGUGGGAAGGAAAAGCGGGUAGUGGCGGUUCUAGGAGAAUGGAGAUUUGGUGUGCAGAGAUUGAUAUUGAAAGGUCCGGGGAAGGAGACAUUUGGGGCAAGAUUGAAUGGACCGAUACCGUGCUUACGGUUCCUAAUGAAUCCGCCAUAGUGAAUUGCUUGGCAGCUACAGUUUGAUGAUGAUACUACUACAUACAUGUUCACUGUCUCUGAAUCUGAAUCAUCAUCAUCAUUAUCAUUAUCAUCCAUGCCUCCCACACAGGUCUGCUUCUGAUUCACUGUGAUUGGUUCUGUUAUGUGUGGCUGUGAGUAGCUAUCAUUGUGAGGAGCGUCGUGAUUUAGGCUGCUUUGUCAGGAAUGGUGGAUUGAAAAAGAGUAUUGCACGAGGCGCUGAGACAAGAUGAAAUAACUGGCCAGUGUAAUGAAGUUUAUAGAUUUUUGCUUCUGUACUUUGGGGAUAAAUCAACUGUCUUUACUCUUUAGCAUGUUGUUGUUCAUUGCUUUUGUUGCAUUCCAUGUGAAAGCUACUUUCAGAUUUUAACAAUACCAUUAAUAAAUUUCUGUACUUGUCUUGCUC
Eutrema salsugineum is the source of this 1580-nucleotide messenger RNA. Its product is annotated as F-box/kelch-repeat protein SKIP6. Lineage: Eukaryota; Viridiplantae; Streptophyta; Magnoliopsida; Brassicales; Brassicaceae. The coding region runs from base 47 to 1180 and encodes 377 amino acids. The record is from RefSeq and is a predicted model, not a curated record. The transcript has a single exon. Gene Ontology annotation, molecular function: protein binding.